Pochonia chlamydosporia 170 is the source of this 1005-nucleotide messenger RNA. Its product is annotated as SET domain-containing protein. The transcript has 2 exons. NCBI's taxonomy places the organism in Eukaryota, Fungi, Ascomycota, Sordariomycetes, Hypocreales, Clavicipitaceae. Gene Ontology annotation, molecular function: protein binding. The record is from RefSeq and is a predicted model, not a curated record. Bases 1 to 1005 code for a protein of 334 amino acids.
AUGAGGGCCAUUAAACACAGAGAAUUCUUCACCGUGACUGCGUAUCUCGGCCUCCACAUCCUGCCCAACGCACCCUUCCAGCUUAAACCUUCUCCUGGGAAAGGUUGGGGGGCGUUUGCAACAAGGGAAAUCAAGAUCGGUGAGCUGAUUCUCGCGGAGAAGCCAAUUUGCGCAGCUUCAACGUAUUAUGGCAGGCUACUGCCGCAGGAACUCCAAAAAGCGAUAGACAGCAUCACAGAUGCCGAUAUGGCUCAACUCUCCCUUCUCCGAGACAACACCGGCAAGCCGUUCAUGGCACCACAAGAGGCCUUCAUGAAGAACAGCUUUGGUACAGGGACCAUGGGUAACCUCACCUUGGGACUGUACCUUCUUCAGCCACGAUUUAACCAUUCCUGUGUGCCCAAUGCCAUCCAGUGCCCUGGCGAAGACACGACCAUUUCCCGUUAUGCAUGCAAGGAUAUUGCCCCCGGAGAAGAGAGUAUAUUCUGUUACGACCCCAGCUUGCACAGCUUGACAAAGACUGAGCGCCACGAAAGACUCGGGUUCAUCUGCAAAUGUACGUGCCGCGAACUUGCUCCGCCGUUGCAGCAGGUCAGUAAUUUACGACGAAGACUUUACCGGGGAUUGCGUUAUCUCAGCCAGGGCAAAGACAUUGACGGGCCAACGCACAUGAAUAGCCGACGGCUGAUCACCAACCUGGCCCUGAAGAAGGCCGCCGAAAACUUCGAACUUCCCAUCUCUGAGCUAUUCUACUACAGUACAUUGGCAGCCGUUGUAGCAGAGGAAGAAGGAAUACUGGACUAUACCUUGGCAGAAUCUAUCAAGGAAGAGUUGUCCCGCUAUGUCAUUGCGUUUAUGACACCGCGUAACAUGAAAGUUGCCAAGUUGGCGAUGAUGAAGACAACGUGGAUUGUGAAAUUGGAACUGGCAGUGUCCAUUAGGGGUCAACGUGAUGAGUUUGAUGCCAUGUACACCAUGGUUCGGAAGGGUUUGGCCCGAUCUUGA